Molecule: messenger RNA, 3159 nt
Organism: Phyllopteryx taeniolatus (common seadragon)
Lineage: Eukaryota; Metazoa; Chordata; Actinopteri; Syngnathiformes; Syngnathidae
Gene: meltf
Product: melanotransferrin
Exons: 16
Coding region: 165-2333 (722 amino acids)
Biological process (GO): iron ion transport
Cellular component (GO): early endosome; recycling endosome; extracellular region
Source: RefSeq, a predicted model, not a curated record
CACCUGAGCACAACGCAGGGAAGUUGUGCAACACUGUUCCUGUACAUCAUCUCCGAACUUUGACCUGGGUACUUGGAGAUAAAACUUGCACUUGCACUUAAGAGUCAGCAGAUAAUUGAGAAGAGGAGCCUUUGAUCCAGUUAAGAGGAAAGAAGUACGUGACCAUGACCAUGUUGCGCACGUUGGGAUCCCUUCUGUUAAUUCUACAUGCUGUGUGUGGUCAGAGGAGCAUCAGGUGGUGCACCAUCUCGGACGCCGAGCAGAACAAAUGUCAGGCCAUGUCCCUGGCUUUUUCCCAAGUCUCCAUCCGGCCAUUGCUCAGCUGCGUGCGUGGAACCACAGUGGAGAACUGCGUGGAGAAGCUCCAGGGAAAUGAGGUUGAUGCUUUGUCCAUGUUUGCCCCUGACAUCUACAACCUGAGGAUGAGUGCCUCCUUCAAGAUAGCUGCCAGUGAAUUAAAGGCUGAUCGUACCGGGGCCUCUUACUUUGCAGUCGCUGUUGUGAAAAAGGUCAAGUCUAGCAUCAACAUCAAUAACUUGGCAGGGAAAAGGAGCUGCCACACUGGGAAAGGCCGAACGGCCGGCUGGAAUAUGCCCAUUGGACACUUCAUCGACCAGGGCUACAUGUCAGUCAUGGGCUGCAACAUCUUAGAGGGUGUUGCGCAGUUUUUUCGUGGCAGUUGUGUUCCGGGAGCAAAUGCGGUCGGCGAUCCUCCGUCUCUGUGCCAGCUGUGUAUUGGUGAUGGAAGCGGACAACACAAAUGUGAAGCGAGCAACAAUGAGCGAUAUUACAGCUAUGAAGGCGCUUUUAGGUGCCUGGCUGAAGAUGCAGGAGAUGUGGCCUUUAUCAAACACACAACAGUUGAAGACAACACAGACGGUCACGGCCCCGAGUGGGCAAUAAAGUUGAAGUCAGCAGACUAUGAGCUGUUGUGUCGUGAUGGCAGACGACUUCCUGUCAGUGAGUGGAGGACAUGCAACCUGGUCCGUGUCCCAUUUCGAGGCAUUGUGGUUGGCAAUCAUGUCACUCCAUCCGUGGUGUUUAACAUGCUGGUCGAGGGACUGGAGAAGUCUGGAUUCAACAUGUUUUCCUCCAAGCCUUAUGGAGCAGGAACAUUGCUCUUCUCUGAGUCCUCCGUCAUGUUUCAGAGCGCAGAGUAUGAUGACCCUCAGAAGUGGAUGGGUCAGCUCUAUCAUAACGCCAUGAGUGCCAUGGAUUGUAAACUUCCAGAAAACACUUUACGGUGGUGUGUGCUGUCCGCGGGCGAGCAGCAGAAAUGCGCUGCGAUGGGUAGUGCCUUUCAAGGUAGAAGCCUUACUCCAAGUGUCAAUUGUAUCCAUGGGGACUCUGUGACCGACUGCUUGGAGAAAAUAAAGAACAAGGCGGCUGAUGCCAUCACUCUGGAUGGAGGCUAUAUCUAUACAGCUGGCAAAGACUAUGGCUUGGUACCCGCUGCUGGAGAGAGCUAUACAGGGGAUCGGGAUGGCUCCAGUUAUUACGCAGUUGCGGUGGUGAGAAAGAGUAGCUACGACAUCAGAAGUCUUGAUGACCUGAAAGGCCUUCGGUCCUGUCACACGGGAUAUGGUCGCACGGCUGGUUGGAAUGUUCCUGUAUCAACCCUGAUGGAGAAAGGCCUAAUAAGCACUCAGCGCUGUCAGAUAGCACAAGCGGUGGGCGGGUUCUUCAAGGAGAGUUGUGUUCCAGGUGCAAAGCAGCCUGGUUUCCCUAGCAACCUGUGUGGCUUGUGUGUGGGAGAUGACUCAGGGAAGAACAAAUGUGAAAAGGGAAAGGACCUGUACGAUGGAUACGAUGGUGCCUUCAGGUGUCUGGCAACUGGAGAUGGAGAUGUGGCUUUCAUCAAGCAUUCUACUGUCUUCAAAAAUACUGAUGGGAACUCUACUGAAAUUUGGGCAACAGAUCUCCUAUCCAAAGACUUCCAGCUGCUCUGUCUCCAGGGUACCAAAGCCGAGGUCACGCAGUAUAGAUACUGUCAUCUGGCUCGCGUCCCCUCCCAUGCUGUAAUGGUGCGGCCUGGCACCAACAUCCACGCAAUCUAUGGACUCCUGGACCAUGCGCAGACAUAUUUUGGCAGCGACACAGGUUCAGAGUUCCGGAUGUUCGACUCGCAGGCGUACAAGGGCACAGAUCUUCUCUUCAAAGACUCCACCGUGCGCCUUGUGGGUGUAGCUGACAGGAAGACCUACCAGGAGUGGCUGGGCCAGAAAUACUUGGAUUCGCUGAUCAACAUGGAGUGCAGUGCAUCGUGUGCAGUGAUUUCCUCGCUGUGGUUGGUCGCUGUAGCGCUGCUCUGCUCCAUGCUGAUGAACAUCUGAAUGACAACUUCUGCUUACUUCCCUCCCUGUUCUCUUUUCCUAAUCCCUCCAUCACAUUGCACUGGUUAAAUACAGAUACCUGCUCCCCCUGAUGUCAACUUUAAAAAUUAUUUUAAGGGGCAAAAACAAAAAUUGCCACUUGUAGCUAUGAAAGAAGAUGAGCGUCUGUCACUAGCAAUUUGUUUGUAGAAGGUGAGCUGCCAUAUCAGAGCAUAUGCUGCCAUCUGUUACAUUCUCAAUGGUUGGUAGGAUUACCCCGUUAGUUUUUCUCCAGUAGUUUCAGGAACGGGUUCUUAUUACCCGUCACUAUUUAGCCUCAGAUAAAGGGAUCUACUUUGAGCCACAUGACCAAAAUAAAAAUUCAAAAAUUCUCAAUCACUACAUUGACACUUAGGUGCAUAAUGCCCAUGGAAAUUCCAGCUAAACAGAAAUGGCUUACCACAUUGAAAGACCCUUUGCAGAUUUUCUCUGUUUUGUGAAUCUGUCAAUCUACAAUGAAAGACCCUUUGCAGAUUUUGUUUUGUGACUCUGUCAAUCUAUACCUCUUAUUAUUUUUUUCAGUUUGAAAUAUCAAUUUGAUGUAUAUUUUCUUAUAUCCAGAGAUUUAUUUUUAUAUGAUGUUCAGAUGCCAUAUCAGUGUAUAUGUACUGACUCAUACUGCCGGAAAUUAGUACAUUCUUUUCUCUGAACAGAGAUUUUAUUUCAGUGUGAAAUGAUACAAAUGUAACUAAUAUUUAGUUGCCAGGCCAGUGAGUCUGCAUGGGUAUUAAAGCUAUUGUAUUCAGCUGUUUUGUUUCUUGUUAAAAUAAAUUCUGAAGCAUCAAAA